UAAUUUAUAUUUAGGAAGUACAAUCGCUAUAGUUUUAAACGUUAAUUAAAAAGCAACUCAACCUCUUAUCACUUUCCAAUACCAUAAUAUUGCUGAUAUAAAACCCGAUGUACUACCUAACAUUUAGUUUUAAUUUUUCAUUUAUUCUAUAUUCUAUUAUAUUAAAUGUUCAUUAUAUUCAUUUAAGUUGGUCAGAUUCCGAAAUUUUUAUUUUCAGUAUAAUAUUCAAACAAGUUUCGAAGAUUUUACCGCAAGGGACUACGAAUAUUUCUACAUUAAAACAAUAUGGCACAGUAUCAACUAUAUUCGUCCGCUAAUGAAUCAUCAACCGUGGCCCGUUGUCCAAUUGAUUGUCUAAUUCCCGAGUAUGGUCCUGAAGCCCCACAACCGUCAUACAAUCAAAACAGUGCUAUCCCGUUUACAAUUGAUUAUUCAUAUUUCAUCAACGAUAUUUCGUCCAAACGACAGCCGUCUCAACUUCGAGAAAUAACGAGGGUGCUAGAGAAACUACCACCAAACUGCAUAAAAUUCGGUGUCGGUGUACCAAAUGUACUAACAUUUCCAUUCAAGAAGAUUAGCGUGGAAAUAAUUACCGGCGAGAAUAUUAAACUUCAAGGUCAAGAACUAUCUGAUGCCUUGCAAUAUCUGCCUUCGGUUGG
Molecule: messenger RNA, 659 nt
Organism: Acyrthosiphon pisum (pea aphid)
Lineage: Eukaryota; Metazoa; Arthropoda; Insecta; Hemiptera; Aphididae
Product: kynurenine/alpha-aminoadipate aminotransferase, mitochondrial
Biological process (GO): biosynthetic process
Molecular function (GO): pyridoxal phosphate binding; L-kynurenine:2-oxoglutarate transaminase activity
Source: RefSeq, a predicted model, not a curated record